CCUCACCUGAGCGGGCUUUUAGGCACCCUCAACCACUAGGCACCCUAGGCAGCCGCCUAGUUCGCCUAGUGGUUGCACCGGCCCUGCCAAGGAGUCAUAGUCUCUGGGCGGAGCUGUGGCAGUCCUAUCUUCUCAGUCCCCGAUGCCACGGAAAAAGAAGAGGCUGGAGAGGGGUCACUCUCCCCGCUCCAAGCCCAAGGAGCCUGGGGCAGGGAGAUCCAAUUCAGGCCAUGUCACCUCGGCUCCUCCACUUCCCAGGGUCUUGUCAACUCCUGUCCCACCCCGGGGCCCACACCUACCCUUGCUAAUGGGCGUGUGGGUCUCCAACGAAAGGGGAACUAAAUAUGGAACAAUUAUACUUAUGAACGACACACACUUCCUUUUUAAAGUAGUGAUACAUUUGGUUAUAUAUGACCAGGAGCUACAGAGAUGCUCUCCAUCCAUGCAGCUGCUCUUCUAACCAUGCUGAUUAAACACUACCCCCUGUACUCAUUGAUACAUUUGCUUUGGACUGGUGUAACUGUUUCAGGAAAUCGAGAAUUGCAGGAAUUAAUUAAACCACAAAAGGUCGAAUUUCACUCAUUAAACUUCAACAAUACUUUGCAUUGGCAGCCUGGGAGGGCUGCCACAGAUGACAUCAUCUACUUUGUGCAGUACAAAGUGUAUGGGCAAAGCCUAUGGAAAAAUAAAGAAGAAUGUUGGGGUAUUCGUGAAGUUUUUUGUGACCUAACACAUCAGACAUCUGAUAUCAGAGAACCUUAUUAUGGCAGAGUGAAAUCUGUUUCAGCUGGAAUCCAUUCAGAUUGGAACACCAGCAGCAGAUUUACUCCAUGGAGGGAAACAAAGAUAGGCCCUCCAUCAGUAAAUGUGACUCCUAGAAACAAAUCCAUACAAUUAAAGCUCCAGGCACCAAAUUCACCUUAUACAAGGAGAAGAGGCAGCAAGAUACCAAUGACAAACUAUUAUGAUCUAUUAUAUCGAGUGUUUCUAGUCAACAACAUGCUAAAUGAAAAAAACAAAAUACUGGCGUAUGAAGGAACAGACAAAGUUGUUAAAAUAGAAGAUUUGAAACCUGAAGUCAGCUACUGUGUCGUGGUUACAACCUACUUGCCAGUGCUGGACCGCAGCAGUGUGUACAGCAGUAAGAAAUGCACGGUACCCCUAUGACAUGCAUUACAGAUAACAGUGGAAGAGGAUACACUCAGUGCUUCCUUCUCUAUCGGCUCUAGUGGUCAAGUGGACUCCUGUAUUUUUGAACAUUUGCAAGUCUACAUUCAAAUGCCUUUAAAAUAACCAAUGGACUCUGAUGCUUCACCAAAUCAAAUUAAUGUAACAUUAAGCACGGGAAAUAAAAUCUUUACU
This is a messenger RNA of Mauremys mutica (yellowpond turtle), 1362 nucleotides long. It is a transcript of the gene IL22RA2, whose product is annotated as interleukin 22 receptor subunit alpha 2. The coding region runs from base 430 to 1167 and encodes 245 amino acids. The transcript is spliced from 6 exons. The record is from RefSeq and is a predicted model, not a curated record. Lineage: Eukaryota; Metazoa; Chordata; Testudines; Geoemydidae. Gene Ontology annotation, molecular function: interleukin-22 receptor activity; protein binding.